Molecule: messenger RNA, 2215 nt
Organism: Leopardus geoffroyi (Geoffroy's cat)
Lineage: Eukaryota; Metazoa; Chordata; Mammalia; Carnivora; Felidae
Product: doublesex- and mab-3-related transcription factor C1-like
Exons: 6
Coding region: 73-843 (256 amino acids)
Biological process (GO): regulation of DNA-templated transcription
Cellular component (GO): nucleus
Molecular function (GO): sequence-specific DNA binding
Source: RefSeq, a predicted model, not a curated record
AACUUCCCAGCAGGCUCAAGCCACGUUUCUACUUGCUGACCGAAAAAGCAGAGGUGUUCAGGCAGAUGAACCAUGGAUCCCAAUGAAAUGCCUGCUGUGCCCUGCUGCCCCUCCGACUCCCCCACUGGCCUUGAGACCAGAGCCCCAUGGGGGAUCGAACUUGGCCCCAAAAGAACUGUAAGUUGCUGUGCCCGCUGCUACAACCAUGGCCUCAAUGACCAAACCAAGGACCAGGAGCACUCCUGCCCCUUCCAGGCUUGUGAAUGUCACAAGUGUGCCUUCUUCUCGGAUCCCUGCAGAGUCUUGCCUGCUGAGAGUGCCUUGAAGAGGGAGCAGGGGGCAUGCCCAAAGAGGCACCUGACUCAAGGACUGAUAACGAGUGGGGCCUCCCCUCCCAAAGCUCACAGCCAUGUCCAGAAGUUGACCAUUCAAGGAGGAGUCGUCAGCGAGCACCCAAGGAAGUCUGCUGAUUGGUCAGGCCCCAAAAUCUUUGUCUCUAUCUUGGACUCCAGCAGCCUUGAAGAUGCAACUCACAACUUCUCUUUCCAGGAAGACCCACAGGACCCCUGCCCUGUCCAGCAUGGUCCUGAGGCUUCUGACCAGGACUCAGUUUCUGCCUCCUCAGAGUGGCAGCGGAAGCUGGAAGCCGCUGAGGCUCUGCUGAUGCUGAGAAACUCUUCUCAGGCAUCUUCUGGCUCCAUCUCCCUGCUCCAGCCCUGCGUGGCAGCAGCUCCUGCUGGAGAUGAAGGACUCCAGCCUUCUAGCUCCUCUCUCCAACCCAGGCCAGCCAGCUCCAUUUCUCUGCCUAUUGGACGUCUGGCGUGCAUCUCCCUCUUGAGCUAGAAACCCAGAAGAGGAGGCCUCACCAGAGUACUUCCUAUUCAUGCUUUUGCAAAAUGUUUAAAGUCCAAAAUGCUUAACAUGUUUGUUUUUUUAACCUCUAGGUUCUUUCAUAAGCUUUUCAGACUCUUUUUAUGAUAUGGGACAAUUCCUUGGCUGAGAGUGGAUAUUCUUGUACCACCAUCCCUUAAUGCCUAGAUUCUGGGGCCUUUUUAUGUCUCUUAUGAAAACAGCGUCAUGGGGUCUAAGCUGAUCAGUCUCUAAAUAGGGUUCUGUGGGAGGUCAUAUGUUCAUAUGCCAGAGUUUUCAUUUGACUCGUGAUUGCAGACAUACCCAUGCACUCAUGCAUGCUUGUCAAAAUAUAAGGGUGUUUUCAUUUUGUGUCUAGGUUUGUGUGUGUGAACAAAUAAUAAAUUCUCGUUGUUGUAAGGCACUGCGAUAUAGGAGUUGUUUGCUACCACAGUAUAACGUAGACUCUCCUGACUCUAACAGACUUGUUCAGUUUACUUUUCUAAGUGAGAAUCACCUUACUCAAUAACUGGGCUUUCUUAGCAUGACAAGACAAGAAAAUGGUAGCGAAAAAAGGGGGAGAUGGUGAGGGGGGUAAGGGUUUUACUCAUUUAGCAAGGAAGUGCCUACCUUCUGCCUGGCAUAGACUGCUUCCAGCUGUCCAGAGGGCCCCAAAUUGGGUUGUCUUCAGGGUCAAGCAGGUCUUGCAAAUGAGCAGAGCAGGACUGAUAGGCUCUGGCCAACUGACAGUGCACGCUCUACCUUAGGGGCCAGCUGCCACCUGGCUCCAGCCAAUUGUUGUCAUGUAGGGAUGUGGACUCUUCAUUGCCACAUCUCCUGAUUUUUCAAGAGAAGAUGGAAUUCUAGAUUUCUAUGUAAAAUAUCUCAAUUUUAAAACACUGGCUCUGGUUUCCUGUACGUGGGCCAAAGAAAACAUCCACUCAGGCCAACUAUGGCCAAGUGAAUGCCAGUUCGAUUCUAGUCGAAUGUGUAUUUUACAGUGGGGGGCACUGAAGGCAACCAGGGCCAGAAGAAUCAAAGAGGGGACAUGAAUUAGACCCAGAGCCUACUUUUGAAGGACCCAUGAAAUAUGAGGAAGAAUCAUUAUCAUUGAUUUUGUGCCCACUGUAUGCUAAACACAUAGAGCCUCACAGCAGCUCUCUGAGCUAAGCAUUAUUACCAGUCUUUUACCUAUGAGGACACACACUAUAUGAGUACAAGUAACUUGCACAAGUGUUUUAGGGGAAAUUUGUAGCCACAGAUGGAUAGAGGAAGACUCCCCUCUCUUUGCCAGGCCCUAAAUUAGCUAAUAAUUUUAUAAAUUUUAAAGACUAAAUUCUAUAAAGUAGCAAUUACAUUACCUGAA